This is a messenger RNA of Penicillium antarcticum, 2088 nucleotides long. RefSeq lists its product as uncharacterized. The record is from RefSeq and is a predicted model, not a curated record. Bases 1 to 2088 code for a protein of 695 amino acids. Gene Ontology annotation, cellular component: plasma membrane; fungal-type vacuole. The transcript has 4 exons. Gene Ontology annotation, molecular function: borate efflux transmembrane transporter activity; solute:inorganic anion antiporter activity. Gene Ontology annotation, biological process: transmembrane transport; monoatomic ion homeostasis; borate transport. Lineage: Eukaryota; Fungi; Ascomycota; Eurotiomycetes; Eurotiales; Aspergillaceae.
AUGUCACUAAUAUCGGCCUUUCGACCACGCUCUACAAGAGUCUCCUCCAUUCGAGACACAAGCCGUGCCAGACGACGUAGGCGGCCAAGCAGACAAGAGCCUUCGGAAUUUGAUUCAGAAGGUCAUCUUCAAGACCCAGAUGCCCACUCAAUCAUUACACCCUCAAAGCAUACACCAAAGCCUCUACGGAUGUUACGAGGCUCAGUGGCAGCUGGUGGUCCGCUUCGUCCCUUCCGUCUAGUGAAGCAGGACAUUGCCAACCUCCGUCGGCGGUAUGUGUCUGACUGGACAGUGUUCAAUCAACUGGUAUUUGCCAGCGCAGUCUAUGUUUUCUUUACAAAUCUUCUACCAGGAAUCACUUUUGCGAGUGAUCUAUACGUCCUGACUGGCAAGAGCUGGGGAACUAUUGAAGUCGUCUUGAGCACUGGGUUGUGCGGAAUCAUAUUUUCACUAUUUUCAAUCCAACCCCUCACAAUCCUUGGCGUGACCGGUCCUUUCUCGGUCUUGGCUGAGAAUAUCUACUCAUUAUGUGAAGAGGUUUUCAAAAUUCCUUUCCUACCAUUCAUGGCAUGGUCCCUGAUACAUUCCGGCUGGAUGCACUAUAUCCUAGCGAUCAUCAAUGCCCACGACUGGACAAUGCGCUAUGUGACGACCUUCGCAACGGAGAUUUUCUCUCUCCUCAACAGUAUUAUCUAUUUCCACAAGGCUAUCCAAGAGCUUGAAAGAGCACAUGAAAGUCUAUCUUUCGCGGCAUUUCUCUAUGCCGUCAUUGGUGCAGUCGGAACAAUGCUCCUUGCUAUCUUCCUAUCCACAGCAGAGGGUUGGAAGCCACUAUUUCACCGCUACAUCAGACUAGGCCUGACUGAAUAUGCCGCUGCAAUCUCCAUCAUAGUAUUCAUCGGUUUGCCAUACGUGGGCGAAUUGGCUGAUCUUGAUAAAAUGACCUUACCGGUCAGCACAUCAUUUCAGCCAACAUCCCCAGAGCGGGAGAUCUUCUUCAUCGAAUUUUGGAAACUACCAGUCUCCUGGAUCUUUGCUUCAAUGAUCCCUGGUCUAAUCAUAACGGUGCUUUUCUUCUUUGACCACGAGGUCAGCUCAAUAAUUUGCACCAUUGAUCGAUAUGGCACUCGCAAACCAGGUGGAUUUGCUUGGGAUAUCAUCUUACUCGGAACAACUACGGCUCUUUGUGGGAUUUUGGGAAUACCGCCUUCUAAUGGUCUUCUCCCGCAAGCUCCGUUGCACUCUGAAUCGCUUAUGCAUGAGGAAACAGAGACUGCAAGUGUCAUCGUGGAUGGCGAAGAGAAGAUCGAAAGAAAGCAAGUCCGGCGUGUGUAUGAACAGCGCUGGUCGACACUUCUUCAUUCAGGGGCUAUCUUGCUCUUUGUGAGCCCGCCGUUCAUGAAAGUCCUCGGCCUAACCCCGACCAGUGUGUUGGCUGGGCUGUUUCUUUUUAUGGGGGAGCAGAGCUUGUCGGUGAACCCUAUUCUAUAUCGCACUUUCUACCUUCUUACUCCGCCAUCUGAGCUACCACCGCUCCCACAGUCACUGCACAAAGUAACGGAGCAAAACUCAGCCAAUAGCCAGGAGAUACCACCUCGCAACCCAUCAUAUCUCCCAAUACAUCUCUACACGAUAUUGCAAAUUUGCAUAACAGUCGUGGUCUUCAUCUUGACACUGACAAGAGGAGCACCCGCAUUCCCAGUUUUGAUAAUCGCCCUCGUGCCCUUCCGUCUCCUGAUAAUGAAACGCUGGUGGCCGCGUGAAGUGCUCCGAUUCGUGGAUGCUUGGGCUUGUCGCGAGGGAACGCCAGAAGAUGAAGAGGACGAAAAGUUGAACAAAAGUCGUACAACGGGUGAGGAUUCUGGUGCCGAUCAGCUAUUCGGCGAAGGUACCCGUCAUAGCCAUUCUGGGGCCCAUGAUGCAUCACCACGAGCUGAACCAUAUACCGUAUCACAGCAACGAAAUGGCAACAAUAUGGAGCUCGCAGAUCAGAGGGCGUGGGGCAUGAGCAGCGAUGAAACGAACCACGAAUGGAUCGAGCUUGGUGAUCAAGCCUUCCCAGAUGAAGAGCUAGGACGACACAGAUAG